This is a messenger RNA of Oppia nitens, 1354 nucleotides long. Its product is annotated as aldo-keto reductase family 1 member B1-like. Gene Ontology annotation, cellular component: cytosol. Lineage: Eukaryota; Metazoa; Arthropoda; Arachnida; Sarcoptiformes; Oppiidae. Gene Ontology annotation, molecular function: aldose reductase (NADPH) activity. The record is from RefSeq and is a predicted model, not a curated record.
GUCAUAUUAUGUGUUACUUGUAUUGAGAGUGAAGUUAAUUCAAAAUUAAGAGCCAAAACAGUUAAUGAAAGCCAUUUGAUAGGACUGUCAACCAAUCAUUUAAAGAGAAAGUCAAUUGAAUUUAUGUUAUGAAUGGUUCACUUGAUUGGUAUAACCAUUGAUUAGAUAACGUGUCUCUUCAUUAUCAACACUUGUCAUACAUAGUGUUAAUUGACUACUCUUUUAAAAAGUACAGAUGUGUUGAGUACAUCAUCAAAAAGUACUGAAGAACUGCUAUUAGCAAUCCUUUGCAGAGCACUUCCCAUCAAUAUAUGAUAUACUAAUUAGUCUAAAGACUAUAAAUAUAAAGUUUUUUCCCAAUUAUUUACAACUGAUUCGUAACUUUAAGACAAUGACAUCAACAACUUUAAAGUUGAAUAACGGACGCGAUUUGCCGUUAGUAGGUUUGGGCACUUGGAAGUCACCCGAAGGACAAGUAUAUGAAGCGGUCAAAGAUGCCAUCGAAGCCGGUUAUCGACACAUAGACUGUGCCUUUGGUUACGGUAACGAAGCAGAGGUCGGCCGUGCACUCAAUGAGUCGAUAACUUCGGGAAAAGUUAAGAGAGAAGAACUUUUUAUUACAAGUAAACUCUGGAAUACUUACCACAAGAGAGAGCGCGUCGAACUGUGUUUGGAUCAGUCACUUAAGGCACUCGGUUUACAAUACCUGGACCUAUAUCUCAUGCAUUGGCCAAGGUAUCAAGAAGGCGACGACAAGUUUCCGAAGAACGCUGCCGGAGAAGUCUUAGUCAGUGAUAUUGAUUUUGUUGAGACGUAUCGCGGAUUAGAAGAUAUGUUGAAUAAAGGRAAAGUUAAAUCAAUUGGUUUAUCAAACUUUAAUUCACAACAAAUUGAUAGACUUCUUAAAGAAACCACUGUUAAGCCUGUAGUCAAUCAAGUUGAAUGUCAUCCAUAUCUCAAUCAAAAACGAUUAAUCAAUUUUUGUCGUCAACGAGAUAUUGUUGUUACGGCUUACAGUCCAUUAGGUUCRCCGGACAGACCGUGGGCUAAGCCGGACGAUCCGUCCAUUCUUGAAGACCCGAAGAUCAAAGAAAUGGCCAAAAAAUAUAAUAAAAGUAGUGCUCAGAUAUUAAUCCGGUUUCAAGUGGAAAGAGAUGUUGCAGUCAUUCCUAAAAGUGUGACAAAAGAGCGCAUCAUUUCAAACAUAGAUGUCUUUGACUUUAAAUUGUCUGCCGAAGACUUGGCUAUUAUUGAGAGUUUUGAUCGCAAAGAAGAGGGACGUAUAAUACAUAUCCGAUGGAAUGGCCCGAAUGUGGCCAACCAUUUGUAUUAUCCAUUUAAUAUUGAAUUUUAA